UGUCAGGCCCUGACAUGCGGGAAACACAUCGAUAGCGGGUCAGGUCACGACAGCAAACAACGAAAGUCCAAAGCUCUAGUGGGAACCCAUCGACUGGCCUCGCCUCCAGAUACCAGCUCGAGGUGCCCUGGGACAUGUUCCGAGCACUGGCCAGGGCCACUGCGGCACUGGGGCCCCAGGCAGCGGGCCGGGUGCGCACCAUGGCCUCCCACCAGCUGCUGGUGCCCCCACCGAAGGCCCUCCUCAAGCCCCUGUCCAUCCCCAACCGGCUUCUACUGGGGCCCGGCCCUUCGAACUUGGCCCCGCGCGUGCUGGCGGCUGGGGGGCUGCAGAUGAUCGGACACAUGCACAAGGAGAUGUUCCAGAUAAUGGAUGAGAUCAAGCAGGGCAUCCAGUACGUGUUCCAGACCAAGAACCCCCUAACGCUGGCUGUCAGCGGCUCAGGGCACUGUGCCCUGGAGGCUGCCCUCUUCAACCUCCUGGAGCCGGGGGACUCCUUCCUGGUCGGGGCCAACGGCAUCUGGGGGCAGCGGGCUGCGGACAUCGGGGAGCGCAUUGGAGCCCGAGUGCACCCAAUGAUCAAGGACCCUGGAGGCCACUACACGCUGCAGGAGCUGGAAGAGGGCCUGGUCCGGCACAAGCCAGUGCUGCUGUUUCUGACCCAGGGGGAGUCAUCCAGCGGCGUGCUGCAGCCCCUCGACGGUUAUGGGGAGCUCUGCCACAGGUACAACUGCCUGCUCCUGGUCGAUUCAGUGGCAUCCCUGGGUGGGGCCCCCAUCUACAUGGACCAGCAAGGCAUUGACGUCCUGUACUCAGGCUCCCAGAAGGUCCUGAACUCGCCUCCAGGGACUUCGCUCCUCUCCUUCAGUGAAAAGGCCAAAAAUAAGAUCUACAGUCGGAAGACGAAGCCUGUCUCCUUCUACCUGGACAUGAAGUGGCUUGCCAACAUCUGGGGCUGCGAUGACCAACCCAGGAUAUACCAUCAUACCACCCCAGUCAUCAGCCUGUUCAGCCUGAGAGAGAGCCUGGCCCUCAUCGCGGAACAGGGCCUGGAGAGCAGCUGGCGGCAGCACCGGGAGGUCACUGCAUACCUACACGAGCGCCUGCAGGGACUGGGUCUGCAGCUCUUCGUGAAGGAUCCAGCCAUCCGGCUGCCCACUGUCACCACGGUGGCUGCACCCGCUGGCUAUAAUUGGAGAGACAUCGUCAACUAUGUCAUGGACCAUUUUGACAUCGAGAUCACGGGCGGCCUUGGGCCCUCACUGGGGAAGGUGCUUCGCAUCGGCCUGCUGGGCUGCAAUGCCACCCGGGAGAAUGUGGACCGUGUCAUCCACGCCCUGCAGGAGGCCCUGAAGCACUGCCCCCGGAGCAAGAUGUGACCUGGAGGCCUGUGGCCCAUCCUCCCAGAGGGGUGGGGAUGGGAGACCCAGAGCACACAGACAUCGCCACAUGGCCAGGCCACAGAGGCGAGGCACACCAGAGCCCCAGAUGUCCUUCUCCUCUCCAAGGGGCACCUCCCGGAAGGGGACUAUGUGGGCUCAGGUCCCACAGUACCUCCCAUGAGAGACACAGCCCCCAGGUCCCUGGCCUACCCAGAAUAUUCAAUAAAGAAUCACUAGGCACGGUC
Molecule: messenger RNA, 1627 nt
Organism: Neogale vison (American mink)
Lineage: Eukaryota; Metazoa; Chordata; Mammalia; Carnivora; Mustelidae
Gene: AGXT
Product: alanine--glyoxylate and serine--pyruvate aminotransferase
Exons: 11
Coding region: 135-1379 (414 amino acids)
Cellular component (GO): peroxisome
Molecular function (GO): L-alanine:glyoxylate transaminase activity; L-serine:pyruvate transaminase activity
Source: RefSeq, a predicted model, not a curated record